Messenger RNA from Lithohypha guttulata, 5160 nucleotides. RefSeq lists its product as uncharacterized. The transcript has a single exon. Gene Ontology annotation, biological process: DNA-templated transcription. The record is from RefSeq and is a predicted model, not a curated record. Lineage: Eukaryota; Fungi; Ascomycota; Eurotiomycetes; Chaetothyriales; Trichomeriaceae. Gene Ontology annotation, molecular function: DNA binding. Gene Ontology annotation, cellular component: RNA polymerase I complex. Bases 1 to 5160 code for a protein of 1719 amino acids.
AUGGCGUUCAGGACUCCUCUCUCGAACGCGACUAGCGGUAUCGAAUUUGGAAGAUAUGCCAGUGAAGAUGUCAGGAAACUGAGUGUAAAGAGAAUUCAUGUCACACCUACCCUCGACUCGAUGUUUGGUCCUAUGCCAGGAGGUGUUCACGAUCUGUCAUUGGGUGCUAUUUCAACCCUCGAUGCGACUUGCUCAACCUGUCGUAUGAAUGCCUCGAACUGUCCAGGCCAUUGUGGCCAUAUCGAGUUACCUACUCACUGCUACCAUCCCUUGUAUAUUGACACGACCUUGCGAUUAAUACGUUCGAAAUGUGUAUAUUGCCAUCAUUUCAGGUUGGUACCGAACAAGAUUCAUCAGACAACUUGUCAGCUACGACUGCUGGAACAUGGAUUGGUGAAAGAGUUUCAUGAGUUGACCAGAUUCAAAUUGGGCUCGAAGAGAAAGAGAAGUAAAGAGGACAACGAAGCGGCCGAGUCCGAAGAGGAUAUUGACGAUCUGAUGGAUAGAAGAGAAGAGUAUGUCAAGAAGUGUAUUCAGAAAGCGAAGAAGAGGACCGAUGUACUGCCUCUAGCACAAAAUCACAUCGCCAUACAAGCUAGGAAAGAUGUUAUUACAGCUUUCCUACAAGAAGUUGCGCUGGUCAAAAAGUGUGUUAGGUGUAAGGGUAUCUCGCCUUCCUACAGAAAAGAUAGAGCUAUCAAGAUCUUCCGUCUGCCGCUGCCAGUACGUGCUCGUGAACAAAUGCAAGUACUCGACAGAAAAGCCCCGAAUCCUCUGAUAUACCUCAUGCAAGAACGAAAGGAGCAAGAGUUGGCCAAAAAGCCUAUGGUAAAUGGCGACAAAGAUGUCGAAAUGGUUGAUCAGGUCACCGAUCAAACACAUGGUGCAGAAGAAGAAAUCGCUUUGCGGAAUGCGCUUGAUACAGCUGCUUCUUCCAAGAUCGCUGAGAUAGAAGGCGGCUUCGACACUCAAGCUUAUCUGACUCCAGCUGAAGUACAUGCAGCUCUGACUCUACUCUUCGAUCGAGAGCAGGAGAUUGUUGAUCUUCUGUUUGCCCCCUCACCUGGCAGGAGACAAGUGAAAGUUCUAGCAGAUAUCUUCUUCAUGACAAAUGUGCUGGUCGCACCCAACAAGUUCAGGCCUUUAGCACGACAGGGUCCAAACCAGAUGAUGGAAUCACAGAUGAAUAGUGCCCUCAACCGGGUGAUUAAUGCUUCGAACACCCUAAAAAGCAUGAUGCGCGCGUCCAAGAAAGACGACGAUGAUGUACGGAAACCGACUCACCAGCAACUGAUCCAAGCUGGUAUUACCAUGCAGGAAUGCGUCAACGAGCUCAUUGACAAUCCUGCAACUCCCACGGGUCCACCACGAGAUCAAGGCAUCAAGCAGGUCUUGGAGAAGAAGGAGGGUCUCUUUCGUAUGAACAUGAUGGGGAAGCGUGUCAAUUUUGCUGCGCGAUCUGUUAUCUCUCCCGAUCCAAACAUUGAGACCAAUGAGAUCGGUGUGCCUCUCGUGUUUGCGAAGAAGCUGACUUACCCUGAACCGGUCACAAGCAGUAAUUUCGAGGCUCUGAGCAGGUUAGUGAUUAACGGCAUGGAGAAGUACCCAGGAGCAGCUGCGAUUGAGGACGAACAAGGUCGUGUCAUGAGUUUGAGAAGAAAGACAAGGUCUCAGCGUGAGACUCUGGCUAAACAACUACUUACUCCGCCAGAGGGGUUCAAGGGCGACAUGGGCAAGAAAGUCUAUCGAAACCUACAGACAGGCGAUGUCGUUAUCAUGAACAGACAACCGACUCUACAUAAACCAUCUAUGAUGUGCCACAAAGCACGAGUCUUGAAGAACGAGAAGACCAUUCGUAUGCACUACGCGAAUUGCAACACCUACAACGCUGACUUUGACGGUGAUGAGAUGAACAUGCAUUUCCCUCAGAACGAGCUGGCUCGAGCUGAAGCCUUCCACAUAGCUAACACGGACAACCAGUAUCUAUCAGCCACUGCCGGAAAGCCCUUACGUGGUCUAAUCCAGGACCACAUCUCAAUGGGCGUGCAGUUCACCAGCAAGGAUGUCUUCUUCGACAAAGAGGAGUACCACGAGUUGCUCUACGAAUGUAUACGUCCAGAGCAAGGUCAUAUAGAAUAUGACCGAAUCCAGACUCUGCCUCCUGCGAUACUCAAGCCCAGAAUGCUCUGGACUGGCAAGCAAGUUAUCUCGACUGUGCUCAGGAACAUUACGCCUCAACACUUGUAUGGUCUUAAUCUUACAAGUAAGUCACAGACUGCCGCUGAGAGAUGGAACGAGAAGACACUGCAACCUGGCGACGCAGCAAAUUGGAAAGUUACUGCUGAUGAGUCGGUCCACCGAGACACAGAACAAGUGGUCAUAUUCAGUGACGGCGAACACAUAAGUGGCAUCCUCGACAAAGCCCAGCUAGGCCCAGCGGCAGGUGGACUGGUUCAUUCUUGCUACGAGGUUUAUGGCGAAAAGCAUGCCGGACAAUUACUGAGUAUUCUUGGUCGACUUCUCACUCGCUUCCUUCGUGAAAGAGCAUGGAGUUGUGGUAUGGACGAUCUUUACCUGACUCCUGAAGGUGACAAUAUACGACGGCAAGCACUAAGUGUAGCUCCACGAGUUGGCCACGAGGUUUCUGUUGGAUAUGUGCAGCUGAACAAGAAGACUACAGAGCAAGGCAGCAAACAAUUGAUCAAUCGGCUUGAAGAUGUUCUCCGCAACGACGACCAGCUCAAUACUCUUGAUCAACUCUACAACGCAAGUACAAAGGUCAUCACAGAUGCCGUAGCGAAAGUGAUGCCAAAGGGUCUGAGGAAGCCAUUCCCUCGAAAUCAGAUGCAGGCAAUGACAACAUCCGGUGCCAAGGGCUCAAAUGUCAAUGCCAAUCUUAUUUCCUGUAACUUGGGCCAGCAGGUCUUGGAAGGCCGACGUGUCCCUGUCAUGGUCAGUGGCAAAUCUUUGCCUCUCUAUCGAGCCUUCGAGACACAUCCUACAGCUGGAGGCUAUGUCACUGGUCGUUUCUUGACAGGUAUCAAGCCGCCAGAGUACUUCUUCCAUGCCAUGUCUGGUCGUGAGGGUUUGAUUGACACUGCUGUCAAGACUGCUAAGUCGGGAUAUCUGCAGCGAUGCAUUAUCAAAGGGCUUGAAGGGUUGCGAACAGAAUAUGACACGUCCGUAAGAGAAUCGUCCAAUGGUGCUCUCGUCCAGUUCUUGUAUGGUGAAGAUGGCCUGGAGGUAACCAAACAGAGACACCUGAAAGAAUUCACGUUCUUGGCCGACAACAACCUGACCAUUGCUGGACAGACUAAUGCUAAAGAAGUUAUCAACAAGCUCAGAUCAAUUGAUGGCAGAAGCGUGCAAGCCGUGCAGAAGGACUUGCUGAAGCAGCUAAAGCGCAACCCCAAAGUAGAACCGAUACUGGCAAACUAUCCACCUGCCAACUAUUUUGGGAGCACCUCAGAGAAGUUCGCGGAAGCGCUCAACAAGUACACGAAGACCAAUCCCGACAACGUGCUCGGAGAGGCCCUCAAAGCAAAGUCUUUCAAGCUCCUCAUGGAACUCAAGUACAUGCGAUCGGUAAUUGAUGCUGGUGAGGCUAUAGGUGUCGUUGCUGCUCAGUCUGUAGGUGAACCGUCAACUCAGAUGACAUUGAACACUUUCCACUUGGCAGGGCAUUCAGCAAAGAACGUAACUCUGGGUAUCCCUCGACUCCGAGAAAUCAUAAUGACGGCUUCGACGAAACUUAUGACUCCGACUAUGGCAAUCAAGCCAAUUGAGGAACUGUCGGUAGACGAUGCCCGAAAGUUUGCGAAAUCUAUCAGCAGACUACCACUUGCUCACGCUAUCGACAAGAUGUCCGUCACUGAGAAGUCAGAUGGAGAGCAUAGAGACUACGUGGUCAGGAUUGAGCUUUUCGAUCCCAAGGAAUACUGUGAGGAAUACGCUAUUACCAUUGAAGAUGUCUCCCUCGCCAUCGAGACUAAAUUCCUGCCUAUAUUGAACAAGCAAAUUAGAGAAGAGCUAAAAAAGAAACAAAGGGAGGCUUCGUUGUCGACCGCUACAGCAGCUGUACCAGAGAUUGGCGUAUCAGUUGGUGUGAUCGAGCAGGAGCGACCACAAGGCAUGCGAACAGAGGAGCGAGAGGCUGGUGAGGACGAUAUCGAUUCAGACAUGGACCCUGACGAUGCCAAGGACGCUGCUGCACGUGCUCGGCGGAUCGAUGAUUUCGACGAACCGGACGAGGAUGAUGCUGCCGUGGCUGCCUCUUCUGACGAGGAGGAAGACAAUGAGGAGUUGACCGACGCACAAAAAUCGAAAAAGCGCAACAGGCCAUCGCAGGCACUACGAGAACAAAACCCAGAUGACUCCGGUGAUGAGAACAGCGAGAUGGAUACCGAAGACGAAGAUACUGAAGAGGAAAUGUCUCGACGUACACGAGAAAACCUAGUCAAGGAAGUGGUCAAGAACCUCAAGAGAUUCGACUUCUCACGUCGAAAGGGUAGAGUGUGCAAGUUCACGCUCGAGUAUGACCUUGAUCAGCCAAAAUUACUGCUUUUGCCAAUACUAGAACGUUGCGCUCAUGCUGCAGUGGUGCAGUCAAUACCUGGGCUUGACUUGUGCACUCUCUUCAUGGAAGAAGUUCUUAGUGCGGAUGGCAAGCCCGUGAAGACAAGAGAAGCCGAGACUGGCAAGGAGGUUCCUCUGAAAGAGGCAGUCAUUACCUGCCAGGGUGUAAACCUUCUGGCCAUGCGCGAAUAUCAACACAUCAUCGACCCGCACACAAUCUACACCAACUCAGUACACGACAUGCUCAACUUGUACGGAGUCGAAGCUGCUCGCAUGACGAUCGUCAAAGAAAUCGACAACGUCUUCAAGGGUCAUGGCAUCAGUGUUGAUAAUCGACACAUCAGCCUGAUUGCCGAUGCUAUGACUCAGAGUGGAUCUUACAAACCUUUCUCUCGACACGGACUAGUCAAGGAGAAUGGAAGUAUCCUCUCAAAGAUGUCAUUUGAGACUGUGAUGGGAUUCUUGAAGGAUGCGGUCAUGUUUGGUGAGGGAGAUAACUUGUUAGGUCCUAGUGCUAGGAUUGUUGCCGGACAAAGAGGUCUUAUUGGUACUGGAAGUUUCGAUGUUGUGCAAGCUGUGUCUUGA